Molecule: messenger RNA, 871 nt
Organism: Folsomia candida
Lineage: Eukaryota; Metazoa; Arthropoda; Collembola; Entomobryomorpha; Isotomidae
Exons: 2
Coding region: 379-810 (143 amino acids)
Source: RefSeq, a predicted model, not a curated record
UAACAAUAAAUAAACCAGAUUUCAUAUCCACCUAAAUAAAGCCGGUGUUAAUUUCAUUACUUGAUUAUGGCUUAGAAUCCCAACUAAUAAAUUGUUGGUCAAUCCGUGUACAUUUUUCCAUCAUUAUCAUCAAUAUUUACUAUUUAGAUUUAAUUGUACCGUAUUUUUUCACACGUAUUUUCUACCACUACAUGCGCAUUAACCAUGAAUUUAUAACCUAAAACCUAAUACAAAUUCUAAUCUAAUUCAAAUUCAUGGCAUUACCUACGUACCUAAUCUAACUAUUCAAACAAUCAAAAUCUACUAUUUUUACUUUCUGGCUUACAAAGUGCUCAAAAUAACAAAAUAUUUUAAGAGCAAAAUUAUUCCAAAACUUCCAUGUUUCGGAAUAAGUUAUUUCGCAAUGAGUCGAAAACGUUGGAGGAUGACGACUCAAAUGUUUGCAUUAUUCAGCUGACCUUUGAUUUUGAAGAACGCUUGCUCGGCACUGUGGCGUCCGUUCCCGUAAUCUCAUCCCUCAUCUCGAUCCUCGGUUUGAGUCAGGAUUUGAGGUUGGAAAUUGUGCAAAAGUUCCCAUCCGCAAAGGUUCGAAAGGGUCGGGUCGAAAUUGGCGAAGAUAUCAACAAUAAUAAUAAUAAUAAUGCCGACGAAGAUGAGCGUCAUCAAGAACUUUCCGUCAUCAUGAAAUCUGUCGCUUCAGUGCUGUCUUGGAUCCGGGGGAAAGAGUUUUCAAUCGUGGGGUCCACCGUGGACAGCUCCGCGUUUAGUGGAUACGUUACGAAAACUUAUUGUUGGACGAUGCAGAAAUGAUUAUAAUGUGGAUAAUGAUUUUUAAAAUUUUGAAUAAAAACUUUCACAGGUAUGCGUAUUU